This is a messenger RNA of Aplysia californica (California sea hare), 4031 nucleotides long. RefSeq lists its product as uncharacterized. The record is from RefSeq and is a predicted model, not a curated record. Lineage: Eukaryota; Metazoa; Mollusca; Gastropoda; Aplysiida; Aplysiidae.
AAAAUUACAUUUUGCGAAAACCGACAAUAAUUGUGAAAAUUCACUAUAUUUAUCCAUCCUCAUGUUUUUAAAGGCAAAUUACCUGUAAAUUAAAGUCUUUCUCAAUUUAAUCCAUGCUAUUUUUAGACAAAAAACUGGUGGAUCUUCAAAAAUCAGACAACAUAAAAUGUGCAUAGCCUGACCCAAAAUCUGCAAAAUCAAGGGUCGCUCCUCCCCUAACCCACCAGCACGGUUCAGCGCAGAACUUAGCGUGUCCUGUAGUCCUACGCCACCCGCUUGACUUGGGAAGCGCGGCUUGAACUGACCGGACUCUUCCAUGAGUCGUAGUCGUUAGUCAGUGCGUAACAAAGAACAUUGUCUUGGGUGUACAUUGAUAACUCUUUGUUUCUCUUAUUUAAUCUUUAAUGAAUAGUGUGAUAACUCUGUGGCGCUUAUUUCUAUUUCAAAUGUAAAGGAGUUAUAACAAGGAGGUUCAAGACCAUACCAAAAGUAUUGUUCUUUUUCAGUCGGAUCUUUCUGCGCAUGUCAGUGUUGCUAUUUCAUUUGAAAGGACAUUCGAAUGAACGGAUGGGAUAUUUCGGACAUCGCAAGAGCUCGAAAGGAUUUAAUAGUUAAUAGUUGCAGGCAAUGCAACUAGGAAAUCUGGACAAACUACAACAUUAACCACACACCCGUCUGGAGUCUCCAACAUUUCAUCAGCUCCCAGCGAGGAUCACAUUCUCAUCUCUUCUUGCAAAGAAGCUGUCAUUCAGUACAUGGAUAUUAUUCAUUGUCUAUACCGUUGAGACGUUGCCUACAACAACUGACAAAGUCAUCUUUGUUCGACAUAUUUUUUGACAACACUGUGGGAGCUCUGCGUAUGAUAUGUUGAAGAUUGCGGCAUUCGUCUGAAAUUGAAUUAAUCUCCCCCGCUGUCGAGAGUGUUUGAAUCAUCGUCAUCAACAUCGCCUGCACAAGAAACAUCGACAUCUAGAACACGAAAACUGAAUCCUUUGCUGUUAAAAUUCCAAAUUCUCAAUAAGAACUUAGGGGAAAAUUCGUUGUUUUGCAUCAGCAUUUUGCACUCGACAUCACACAUCUAACCAAAUCCGUACAUCAAAUUAUCGGGAUUCCCCAGCACAAUGUUUCGUGUCCUAUUCGCUAUCGCAGUCCUCGCCGUGUGGAUGAGCUUCAUUCACGUACAUGGCAAGGGUGAGUUUCAGUGGAUGGGCUACGAUAAAUUCGACUUGCUGAAUGAAAAGUUCAGUACUGUAGACGGAAAAAACUGUAUCUCUAAGAGCAAGGAUCAGCUGACCCUGCCGACGGAUGCGGUCUCCCAGCUGCCAUAUUAUAACGAGCUCUUGACGAGGGUUUGGUACAGGAACAGGACUGCUCUUAUCCAUCUACACAAUAUGGCUUUAAACAGAGCUUUUUUCUUCAGGUUCGUGACGGUGCCCUUUAACAGAACCCUCCCACUCUUCGGUCCUCGUACCUGGAGACAUGACAACUACAAGGACCAGGGAAACAUCCUGCGCGAACCUACUCGGACAGUGGUCAAGACCGUGGACGCAGGGGCUGGCAGGGUCACCAACUACACGAACGAAGGCCACAAGAUGAAUCCAUGGUCAGUUCAACACGGACGAGUACGAAAGUUUCGCCUUUUUCGGCCCUUCCUCCCCCUCCGCGAAGGAAUCCGACCCCCGUUCUCUGCCUGUCCAGUUCACACAGCCAUACUUCGACUGCGGGGGCUCCAACAAGUGGGUGGUCAGCGCAGUGUCCCCGGUCAUAGACUUUAUGCCCAGAUAUUCCAACUACACUCAUCUGAGGAGACAGAGAGUGGUUGGUGUCAUCGUUAAAGAUAUAGACUUCAGAGAGGUCGACUUCAAUGCUUGUGAUGUCGGCAAGGGAAAUCCAGGACCCAGCCACCUAUCUGGGAUACAUCGCUGCCAGCGGACCACUUCGUGCAAACACAGAAAUGGUUUUGGCUUCCAGCGCGGUGGUUAUGUCUGUGUGUGCAAGGCUGGCACACACUGGCCCUGGUAUGUUAAUCCACCCUUCUUAGGAGAAGACAUUGAGCAGGCUACAGAGAGGGAGUACAAGGAGAGCUUCAAGUGUCAGCCAACAGACUAUCGCCUGGCGUUGCCUAUUGUAGACACGUCUAACGGACUGACGGUAGAGGGCGGAGCAAUCCCCAUCAACAGUGGAGGGGUCGAUAUUGACAAUCUCCAGAGGGGUCGGAAGAAGAGAUCGGCCUCUAACGGGAAUAAAACAGAAAAUGGACGCAGUCUCCUCUUUAAAAAGAGAGGGGAAAUCCUUCGGUCGGGAAACAGGAAAAAGUUGAAGGAACCUCAGCAGGGCAGUGGAGAGAGGAGUGUCCUCGUGGACCAGAUGAGACAUGACGCAGCGCGAGCUUCCGGGGUCAAGGUCACACCACGAGAGUACACCACCAAAGACAUCAUGGAACUUGUGGAAAAACUGACAAUUAUAAACGAGAAUAAUUGCCUGAAGAGCAAAAAUGGGUCUUUAACGAAGAAGGAGAUGGAGCGCUUUCGAUCUAUCAGAGAUGACUACGCAGAAAAGAACAAUGUGGAUACAGAUAUCGAGACGGAUUACGAGAACGAUCUGAUAGCUCACACUGAGUACUCCGAGGCCCUGAUUCAAGAACACAGAGAGAAAAACCUCACACAUCUCACGGUAGACGCAUUGAAGGAAAGUGUCAUACAGCUGAGGAGCCGUCAUAUUGAGCGUUUUCACCAACAGCUGAAGCGACCAGAAGGGGCCAGAUCUCGAAAAAAAAGAGCGGCUGUUUUUGAUCAGCAGUCUCUGGACAGAAUGCUGAGGAUUUUACGCCAGAAGGAGUCUGUGACAGCUAGGACGUGUCAUCACAUGCCCACCCAUCUUCUGGAGCUCCCUGGAGACGUGGGCUAUGGAGCAAGCACACAGUUCGAGCCAGAAGGACGAACGGCGCUGAGGUUGAGCAAUUUCCUCUCUAUAUAUCUACAGAUACAAGUUCGAGAACCAGGAUAGCUCAGUCCGCGAGCUGUUCGGUCCCUGGGCAUACCGAACAAGAGGCUCCUACUUUGCCAUGGACACGGCCGGUCUUCGCGACAGUUACCUGGCCACUGAUUGGUUCAUGCGUGCCAAAGCGCGGUUCUCCACGAACUUCUCGGGGCUCAAGAAAUACAAAUCUAGGACGUUCGUCAGGAGCGAUCCAGAAGGUACCAGUUCUAUUCGCCAUGAGUAUUUCCCCAUUGUCUACAAAGCGGCACCGUAUGAGCUCGGCUUCUGGACACGCCCCUUUUUCCGUUGCGAUGGCAACGUGGACACCUGGGUCAUGACCUACGUAGCACCCUUCUUCGGCCUGGACGGGCUUCGUACCAAGUUGGAAUUCAGGGGCGUUGCCACGGUGGAUGUUCCAUUGAACUUCCUGGAGAUCAACCAGUGCCCUCAGCCGUUUUCGGUGGCGAAUGCCUUCAAGAAUACCGCCCGCUGUGACUAUCUCUCUACAAACUGUGCCCCCCAAGCUGGAUUCCCCUUCAUGCGUGGAUCCUACACGUGCAAAUGCCGUCUGGGCUUUGAGUACUGGCACUAUGAUGGGAAGGAGUGGUUUGAGGGAUCCUUCGUGGAACUGGAGUACGUGAAAAAGCAAAAUGGGAACUUCAGCAGAUUCGAUCACCUGUACUGUCGACCAGCCUCCGCAUCAAACCUCCAGGUGUCGUGGGUGCUGACCGUUACUUUCAUGCUGACCACGCCAUACCUAUGGACUCUCUGAAGGUGCUCGGUUUGACCAAACAGCUGACGACGACAGUCCUUGCAGAAUAUGCCACUGCCAACCCAUCCAAGUUUUGUUUGAUGUCAUUGCAAGCUUUUGGUGUUGCGUGUUGUUUACUCUACGCAUCGAGGCUCAUAUUGUAGCUACAAGUGUCGUAGUUUUUCAUGACUGGUCUGUUAGUUUUGUUUUAACUGCAUCGCUGAUGUGGGCGUAUGAACAUGAGUACUCCAAAAUAUGUGUGUAAGUACAUGUGUGUAGAUGUGUGCAUGUGAGUGUGUGU